Molecule: messenger RNA, 546 nt
Organism: Rubroshorea leprosula
Lineage: Eukaryota; Viridiplantae; Streptophyta; Magnoliopsida; Malvales; Dipterocarpaceae
Source: the annotation of a GenBank genome assembly
GGGAUAGCAACACUACGGGACAACCAGGAGGUGGCCAAACAUUACUAUAUCAUCUCAGUCACAAGACCUCACAAAGACAAAGAAUAAACGCCGGAAGCCAUUCCCCAACAAAUUCUUGAUAAUCAGCAAGUCAUGAGAGUUGAAAUAGUAGACAACCGACCUGAGGAUGAAACCAGAGCUACUCUAGUCGAGGAUGUCGAGGAGGUGCACAUUGACGAUAAAGAUCUAAGCCGAAAGACGCAAAUUGGAACUCGAUUGAGUUUGGAGGAAAGAGCAGAGCUAAUAGCUUUUCUCCGCGCUAACAACGAUGUCUUUGCUUGGAUUUCGACAGACAUGCUAGGAAUUUCAGCCUCGGUAUCUCAGCAUAAGCUCAGCACCAAUCCAUUGAAGAAAUCAGUAGCUUAGAAGCGACGCCUCUUUGGGGAGGAGAGGUUAAAAGUCAUAAAGGAAGAAGUUGAAAAGCUCUUACAAGCUAGCUUCGUCAAACAAGUCGAUUAUUGUGAAUGGGUUGCCAAUCCUAUGUUGGUAUAAAAAGCAAAUGGCAAA